Candidozyma duobushaemuli is the source of this 891-nucleotide messenger RNA. RefSeq lists its product as uncharacterized. Bases 1 to 891 code for a protein of 296 amino acids. The record is from RefSeq and is a predicted model, not a curated record. NCBI's taxonomy places the organism in Eukaryota, Fungi, Ascomycota, Pichiomycetes, Serinales, Metschnikowiaceae. The transcript has a single exon.
AUGUCCAAUCAAGAGGGUGCCAAUCUAAACGAGCUAGAGGUCCUAACCGCCGGAACCGAGCAGUUCAUGUUCCCUGAUAGUGGAGGUCCCUCGGGUAUUGAAAACGGUUUACCGGUGCCACAAAAUGCUCCUCGUGUCGAACCACUAUCAAGAGAGCCUAAGCCCCUAGCGCAACAUGCCAUGCAGCCAUUAGCCAACCGAACAUCACCUCCGGGAACGGUUAUUGCAGACGCUGCCAAUAACAUGUAUGUGAUUGAUCAAAACGGAUAUGCCGUCCCCAUGAGGCCUGUGCAGCGCCGUAAGCCUCAAACUCCCACAGAGCAUAUCCCAAAGGAGAUACCCCUGCCCCCUAGGGCUCGUAAGAGAAGGGGCUUUUAUCAAGCGCCAUCUAAACUGGGUGAUAACCCCAAGGCAAACAACCUCAUGCAAUACCACUCGGAGGUGAUGCAGGCUGUUCGGUACGACCGGUUCUAUCAGGGCUGUACAACCAACCGAUAUGGCUCACUGGAGGCCUUGAGUAUUCAGAACUCUAGCUCCAAUACGAGCCGAGGCUCGAACGCAUCCACAAAGCUGAGUAAUCUGGUGGACCGAAGGUCUAGGGAAUGGCUGCGAAAUGACCGAACCAGGCGAGACUUGCGGAAUGGAAAGCCUCCUGAGCAACUCGCCAUGGCUCAGCCUCCUAUCCUGACGGACGCAACUCCGGAUCCGUCCAAUUCCUCGGGCCGCUCUUCUCUGUCCGUCACUUCAUACUCCACCUCGUCUAGAGAGGACCCGGGCGGUAACAAGGAUGUAGCGAAACCUACAAACAAUCCUGAGAAAAGCUCGAAAAUCCCAGACAAGAACUCGAAACAGAAAAAGUCUAAGCGACCAUCAAAGCUCUCAGUUAAAUAA